UGCGCUGUGGGGGUGACGACGAGGAGGAGGAGGAGUACUCGAGAGGAUUUGAUCGCUGAGGAGUGGACGAGCUGAAGGAAGUGCGACUCGGUAAGAGGUGAAGAAGGAGUUGACAACCAGCGGCGGAAGAGUGACGAGACCCCAAGACGAGGCCAUGGCGUCGGAGCCACCCCCACCGUAUCAGGAGCCCUACCCCGUGGGCCCCUCGGUGCCCACCGCCCCGUCGGCAACCCCCGCCCCCAAGGGGCCUCCAGGAAUGACUGGGCCAUUGCUCGGUGACACCAAGUCGAUGCCACAGCCCGGACAAGAUGGACAGUUCCCCGUGCAGACUCAGCCCAGCUGGUUCCCAGCCCUCCCCCCGUACUCCGCCACCCCACCCACCAUGGGCCCUCCCCAGCAGGGGUACCCAACGUCCCCCGGCGAGUAUGGACCAGCCUUCUACCCGCAGCAGCCCGUGGGCCCCUACCCUGCGUACGGCCAGCCCUUGGCGGCAGGGGGGCCCGGCGGGCCCGCGGGCCCCACUAUGGUCGUGCCGUCGGCGGCGGGCCAGGCGGUGACGCUGUUGCACAGUGAGGUGCCCCAGCCGUACCCGAUGCGCAUGGUGUGCCCGCACUGCCAGCUGCUGGUCACGACGCAGACGUCUCACAUCUCGGGCACAAUGAGCGUGCUCAUGUGCGUCCUCUGCUGCAUCGUCGGGUGCGACCUGGGCUGCUGCCUCAUCCCGUUCCUCAUCGACGACCUCAAGGACGUGGAGCACACCUGUCCCAACUGCAAGGCGCACCUCUUCAUGUACAAGCGGCUGUAGGGCGGCGGCAGGGCUCCCAGAAGACCCACACGCGCACGCGUACACACACAGACACACACGUGUACACGCACACAUGUACACAUACGCACAUGUACGCACACACGCAACAUCAACAACCGCCAUUCGCCACUAAGUGGUGGUGAC
This is a messenger RNA of Petromyzon marinus (sea lamprey), 949 nucleotides long. RefSeq names its product cell death-inducing p53-target protein 1-like. The record is from RefSeq and is a predicted model, not a curated record. Gene Ontology annotation, cellular component: nucleus; cytoplasmic side of lysosomal membrane; cytoplasmic side of late endosome membrane. Gene Ontology annotation, biological process: intrinsic apoptotic signaling pathway in response to DNA damage by p53 class mediator. Gene Ontology annotation, molecular function: zinc ion binding. Lineage: Eukaryota; Metazoa; Chordata; Hyperoartia; Petromyzontiformes; Petromyzontidae.